This is a messenger RNA of Phragmites australis (common reed), 1109 nucleotides long. Its product is annotated as protein Iojap, chloroplastic. The coding region runs from base 89 to 763 and encodes 224 amino acids. The transcript has 5 exons. The record is from RefSeq and is a predicted model, not a curated record. Gene Ontology annotation, molecular function: ribosomal large subunit binding. Gene Ontology annotation, biological process: negative regulation of ribosome biogenesis; negative regulation of translation. NCBI's taxonomy places the organism in Eukaryota, Viridiplantae, Streptophyta, Magnoliopsida, Poales, Poaceae.
CCUUCAGCCGGUGUGCCGCCUGCUUAUCUCCUUCACUCGCCGUGCUCCUCGUCCUCCUCCCGCGGAAGAUUUUGUAGCGGAAGCGAGCAUGGGAGGCGCCGCCAUCCCGAGCCACGGCCUCGCCUGCGCACCGUCAGCCGCCAUCCCGCUGAACUCGCGGGCGCGGCGCGCUUCCGCUGGCAGUGGCGGCCACCGGAGCCGUCCCCGGCGGCUCCUGAGGAGCGACCUGCUGCCGGCGCCCGCCGUCCUCUGCCGAGCUCGCUCUCAGUCUUCUUCCUCGUCUAAUGUGAACUUUGGGAGAGAGGAUGAUGCAGACAAGUUGCUCGAGGAUUUGCUCAAACAACACGGCGAUGUGGUAUACAGCUCCGGUGGAUCUCCGGCUCCGGCUGUUGAGGCCGACGACGACAACGAGUGCUUGUCCUUUGCUGUCUCACUGGCUAAAGUUGCAAGCGAGAUAAAGGCACAAGAUAUUCGUGUACUUUGCGUGGAGCGGCUCGUUUACUGGACUAGGUUUUUCAUAAUUAUCACUGCCUUCUCAAAUGCUCAGAUUGAUGCUAUCAGUUCCAAGAUGAGAGAUAUUGGCGAGAAGCAGUUUAGCAAAGUUGCAUCUGGUGAUACGAAACCAAAUUCUUGGACCUUACUGGACUUUGGUGAUGUUGUAGUCCAUAUAUUUCUUCCGCAACAACGGGCAUUCUAUAACUUGGAAGAGUUCUACGGCAACGCCACACCCAUCGAACUCCCAUUUGACACCCAAUUCCAGUGAUUGGUAUCUGAACCAGCACUGGGAAGCAUUGCAAUCAAGCCAACUGACUGCUUGCUCCAUUGAGAAGUGAGGUUUUUGCCAAGCCAAGCAACAAUGUAUCACCGAAAUUCUUGACAUCGUCAUCUUAUUGAUCAUAUGCGGAGAGCUGCCCAGAGAGAGAGAGCCUUGUGCCCUGGUCACAACUGACAAAUGCUACCUGCUACUGCUCUCAUAAAGCGCAAAAGUGGCACCUUGAUGCAAAAAUUCUCCUUAUGUAUUGUCAGGCUCUGUAUUAUUUGUAUGAACUAUCAAAUAAUGUUGGCAGAAAGAGGAAUGGAAGGUAGAAGAUUGUCAGAUUCUAAAUGUA